Heterobasidion irregulare TC 32-1 is the source of this 357-nucleotide messenger RNA. RefSeq lists its product as uncharacterized. Lineage: Eukaryota; Fungi; Basidiomycota; Agaricomycetes; Russulales; Bondarzewiaceae. Bases 1 to 357 code for a protein of 118 amino acids. The transcript has 2 exons. The record is from RefSeq and is a predicted model, not a curated record.
AUGUCCUCCGUAUUCCCUCUCCUCUCCGUAUCCUCUUCCUCUUCCCUCCUCUCUCCUCCUCUUCUCUCUCUCUCUCUCUCUCUUGUCUCCUCGUCCCCCGUCCCAUACCAAACACAAAGAAGUCCCGCCCUGUAUACCCCACGCGCGCUGCGCUGCGCCUCGCCUCUCCCCGUCUCCCCGUCUCCCUCCGUCACUCCCCGUCUCGUCUCACCGCCGUCCUCGGCGCCGCCGCGCGGCGCCCGACCGUGCACAAACCUCACUUACUUACCUACUGGCUCGCCGCAAUACAGAGCACACGCCCUGCUCGACGCGGGUAGACUCCUGAUCUCAUUUGCACGCGCGAGCGUGAGUGAGUGA